Messenger RNA from Funneliformis caledonium, 991 nucleotides. NCBI's taxonomy places the organism in Eukaryota, Fungi, Glomeromycota, Glomeromycetes, Glomerales, Glomeraceae. The record is from the annotation of a GenBank genome assembly.
AUUAUUGGGAUAGGAAUCCUGAUUUAUGGGGCGAUGUGCAAAAUUGGAAUGUAUUUUAUAUAAACAAGGUUCCUGACAGUACACCGCAAAGUUCUCAUUCUGCACUUUCAAGCGAGCUUGACAUACUUUUAAAAAGGCUUCCAAGUAAGAGUAAAAAAUAUGCGAAUGCAAAUUCUAUUCAUUUUCUGCGGUUAUCUGGAUGGGAAGAAGAGUGUCAUGAGGUCUGCGGUUCGCCCGAAAGUGGGGAGUAUGUGUGGUAUAGAGAUCCUUGUAUUAAAGAUUGCACUCAAUCUUUGGAUCAUAUCACAUUAUACGCAAAAUAUAAAAUGACACCUACACUUUGGAAAUUCACACAAGAACUAGCUAGUUUGAACAAAAUUAAUGAUAUAGACAAGAUAUCUGAUAACAAAUCCGAUGGCUCAGAAACAAAGAAGCAUCCUUUAGGACAAGAUGAAGAAUUGACAUCAAUUAAGAGAAGACAAAUGGAUGUGGAGUCACCUAAUGUUGAUAUAAAUUUAAAAGAGCAUGCUAUAUCUAUGGCAAAUGAACAUAAACUUACCUAUUCAAACCAUCCGGGUGAAAUGCUGGCAUUGAACUCCAUACUUCUCUUGGAAGAGAAUUCUAUUCGUGCAAAGUUGAACAUUCCUUCAGACAUUCGGAGAAAGGUCUUCAAACAAAUGAAGGAUAUGUACUCAAAACAUGAUCUACCAAAUGUAGUUAGUGAAUUAUGUCAUCAGUGUGCAAAAAUUGCAAGAGAAGAAACUCGAAUGAAUUUAGAAGAUUCUAUUGAAGUUGUUUAUGAUAAUUUAAAGAAAAAUUCUAUUGAUAAGCAUUUGCUCAGGACUUGCCAGAAAGUUUGGGGACAUGUUGUGGAAAAUUUGCGUACAACUUUUGAUGACCCAUUAACAAUCGAAGAUACUUAUGUACACCAUCUGAUACAUCCUAUCUUGCGACCAUUUUUCCCAGAUGAGCCAGGGAAAACAAUUAAUUG